CGGCGGUGGACAUCCGAGGUACCGGCCCCCGCUCCGUGUUGAUGUCACUGGAAAGCGAUUGAGCGAGCGGGCGAUGGGGAAGGGGGCGGUUAUAACGGGCCCCCGAGGCCAUGGUGGCUGGGCGCUCCUCGUCGGCGAGAUAACCUCCUGGGAAUUUCCUGGGUUGACAGUUCCUGGAUUCCUAUAUUAAACAACGGAAGUGUAUUAGACUACUUCUCAGAGCGAAGUAACCCGUUCUAUGACCGAACAUGUAACAAUGAAGUAGUCAAAAUGCAACGACUGACCUUGGAGCACUUGCAAUGAAUAUAUUUACUUAUUCUGGUCACUUGUCUUUUAGUCAAAUGACUGGAGUGGAAUAUAUCCUCCUUCAUGCUCAAGAGCCCAUCCUUUUCAUAAUUCGAAAGCAGCAAAGACAGUCUCCUACACAAGUCAUCCCAUUAGCUGAUUACUAUAUUAUUGCUGGAGUGAUUUAUCAGGCACCUGAUUUGGGAUCUGUCAUAAACUCCAGAGUGCUCACUGCAGUGCAUGGAAUUCAGUCUGCUUUUGAUGAAGCCAUGUCAUACUGCCGAUAUCACCCUUCCAAAGGCUACUGGUGGCAUUUCAAAGACCAGGAGGAACGAGAUAAAACCAAACCAAAAGCCAAGAAGAAGGAAGAACCAAGCUCUAUUUUCCAGAGGCAGCGGGUCGAUGCUUUGCUUCUAGAUCUGAGGCAAAAAUUUCCACCCAGAUUUGUUCAGCAAAAACCCGGAGAAAAGCCCAUUGCAGUGGAUCAGAUCAAGAAGGAGCCGGAACCAGCCCCAGAAGCUAUAAAACCAGAGGAGAAGGAGGCAGUAAAGAAUGCCCAACAGAGCACUGCUAAAGGGCCCCCAGAGAAACGGAUGAGACUCCAGUGAAAGGAUGGACUGUUCCACAUCUAGAUGAUUCAAGGUCUGGAGAAGAAUUUGCAAGAGAGUCCUGUUCCCAAUCAUCUGUAUUUGGACAUGGCAGGAUUGUGACAUGGCAGGAUUUAUAGCUUCUUGCAACAGCUUCUUCUCUCAGCAGAAACCUAUUAUAAAGCAGUCAAUGGAAAGACUUGAGCUGCACUGAGAGGGUUUUUUCAGCCUUCUCCCCAUUUCAGAUGUUAGCUACUGCCUGAAUUUCACACUAGGUGCAUUUUGCAACUUUUUUAUAAAGCCAUAUCUCUUUUCAUGUCCUCUGGUAGUUGUUUUCUAUGUAAUAAGAGGAAGUUUUUUAAUAAAAUAAGAGUUCUUGACACACCAGCAUUUGACUGUUGACAUCCUUUCUUACUCUCUUGAUAGCAUAUUCAGUAGCCAUUUCAUAUGCAAAUGUAUACUGAUGGUAGAUUUAGGACAAACUCUGAUAUUAUGCAUGUUAACCUUGCUUGAGAAAAGUGAAUGUGUCCUGUGUCAUUAAAGGAGUCUGUCUGCUCUGCCUGUUAGAAUGCUGGUAUAUAAAGAUCAAAGAUUUGAUAACUGCACUGUGGAAUUCAUAUAAUUAGAUGACAACCUUCAGUUAGCUCUCAUGUUCUCAUGGGUAGGAUGUAUUAUGGGUCCUGGCAAUAAACCUUGAAUACCACAGCAAACCCUCA
Messenger RNA from Pelodiscus sinensis (Chinese soft-shelled turtle), 1588 nucleotides. RefSeq names its product mediator complex subunit 6 (gene MED6). Gene Ontology annotation, cellular component: mediator complex. Gene Ontology annotation, biological process: regulation of transcription by RNA polymerase II. NCBI's taxonomy places the organism in Eukaryota, Metazoa, Chordata, Testudines, Trionychidae. Gene Ontology annotation, molecular function: transcription coregulator activity. The record is from RefSeq and is a predicted model, not a curated record.